AUGGAGGAAGAGACCGGUGUGUUGCAAAAGACACUCCGUACAUCGCGAGCAUGUGACAGAUGUCGCCGCCAGAAGCUCAAGUGCGAUAGCUCACGUCCUUGUGUUCUCUGUGCUCACGCUGGAAAUAAAUGCGAGACAUCUCCGCGCUCUGCGAAACGGACUCGUAGACAAAAUCCAGGGGCCAGAAAUUUGCAUGUGAAUUCUGGAGUACACAAAACAAUCGCACCAGCGACACACAAAAAUCCUAAUUAUAUCCAUGGCACUGGAGGAACUGAGAUAUCUUAUGCCGCAGAGAGCUCAACAUUCUAUCCAGAACGCUCUCCAAAAGAGCCCCAGUCUGGUGCUAAUGCUUCUGCGAUUGACUUCGCCAGACGAGUUUUCAAUGAGGAAGAAGCUGGCCGGACUCUGACCGGUGCAUCAAUCCCUGGUGAUACAGGAGCUCCUGUGAUAGACAACUCAUUAUGGCAUUUAACAGAAGUAGAGCUUCCCCCAGAGGCUGUGAUGUUUGCCCUGAUCGACGUCUAUUUCGACCGAAUGCAAUGGUUCAUCUUGAUAUUCCACGAGCCCUCGUUCCGACAGACCGCACGCCGGAUAAUCUCCCAAACCUCGUGGAGACGCCAAGAUCUCAGUCCUACCAUGGCUGUCCUGGCCGUGGCUAUGAUUGGCUUGCAAUCUGUGCUACCAGAUCAGAGAUGGCCCGGACACGAAUUGUUGCGCGAACAUUCCGUUGACGGGCAGAAGUUAAUGCACGGUUUAAUUGCUGAAAUACGACGGAAUCUUCUCGAUAUCUCAAUCGACUGCCGAAUUGAAGCUGUCCAGGUUUGCCUCUUGGUGUCCUGCUAUUAUGUUUAUCAUAGUUCGCCGAGUAUUGCUUGGACUGUCUCUGGUAUGGGCGUGAGGUCUGCUUAUGCCCUUCGUCUUUAUACAAAAUCGGCCCAGUGUGAGAAUCCAGUCGUGGAUGAGAUUCGCUCUCGCUGUUGGAAUCAUGCUAUUGUCGGCGAUACGUUUGCGUCUAUCAUCUAUGGACGGCCUUCUUCUAUUGAUACUGGACUUGUCGCUUUGCAUUCGCUCAGAGAUAUGGAUGACCUAGCCAUUGAUCCACUUCUGCUGAAAAAUGAAUGGAUAUCUGGUGAUGGAAUGCCAACAACGACAGCCGGGUUUUUCACUAUGAAAGGUGAGAUCUAUAACAUCAUUCGACACAUCCUUUCACGAUUUCGUCGUCUCCAAUUAAGAAAAGAGACAAUCAAAGAGGACCUUCUGGCAAUUGCAGAAGCCGCGCAAGACUCAGAGAAGCAAUUAGUCUCCUGGCGGAAAAGGGUUCCUCGGCUGUUCGAUUUUGAGUUUUGGAGCUCCGACAACCGCCUAGAGCAGUUCCAACAGCAAAUCAAAGGGUUACCACAUCGCACUAAAUACCAAGCAGAAAUAAUCAUCUUGCAGGCAGCAACUCUCCAACUGACAUACGAUGGAGCUCUGAUACAAGCCCAUCGACCUUUGCUCGAGCAGAAAAUCACCGGUUCUUGCUCGCGCUCGGUGGUAGAUGCAAUCCACGAGUCAUUGAGAGUAGCCACAGCGGCUGCACUGCGAAUAUCUCGCAUCCCAGUUCUCCGUUUCAAGCAUCAUUUCGCCGAAUCCUUCACUUCUCUACAACAAUUUACUGCAGGAGUCAUUCUUUGCAUUCUGCCGACUAGUCAACCAUUUACUACAGCCGCUCACGAGGCCAAGGCUGGAAUCAUGCGAAUCAUCCAUGCUAGCACGGCUUUUGGGCCCCACAAUCGUAUUGCCAAGCAGACCGCACAGCUUCUGACUGAGUUGCUGAAAGUAACUAUCGAGCGAGAAAUGUCUGGUGCCCUGAGAGGGGGACUGGAAACAAGUCUUCCUAGGGACAUAUCUGAGAGGGGUCCCGUUCUGGGUGUACAAGCGCCCUGUAUAGACCAUACUGGGAGCCAUUCGCCAUCCGAGCGAGAAGUCUGCCGUGACCACCCUCCACCGUCAACAAUUCACGCACUGUCCCAUUCGAGACAACCCCCAGACAUGGCCCAAGCGAUACACGACGAGAGUAAGGUAAACGACCGACCAGUCCAAGCACCCAUCGAAUCGUCUGAAUACCCAUCUGCGAAUAUCUUUGAACAACUUGACGAUACAUUCGGUGCCUUUGGUGAGCUCAUGUUCAAUCUGAUACCCGACGACCAAAGUAGUGCUUGGAAUUGGGGACGUACGGUCCCUUAG
Molecule: messenger RNA, 2226 nt
Organism: Penicillium crustosum
Lineage: Eukaryota; Fungi; Ascomycota; Eurotiomycetes; Eurotiales; Aspergillaceae
Product: Zn(II)2Cys6 transcription factor
Exons: 3
Coding region: 1-2226 (741 amino acids)
Biological process (GO): regulation of DNA-templated transcription; DNA-templated transcription
Molecular function (GO): zinc ion binding; DNA binding; DNA-binding transcription factor activity, RNA polymerase II-specific
Source: RefSeq, a predicted model, not a curated record